Molecule: messenger RNA, 1428 nt
Organism: Musca domestica (house fly)
Lineage: Eukaryota; Metazoa; Arthropoda; Insecta; Diptera; Muscidae
Product: ornithine decarboxylase 1-like
Exons: 7
Coding region: 56-1246 (396 amino acids)
Cellular component (GO): cytoplasm
Molecular function (GO): ornithine decarboxylase activity
Source: RefSeq, a predicted model, not a curated record
UCUAGCACAGCAGUCAACCCAGAUUUAAAUCGAAUAAAAUUUCUAAUCUGAAAACAUGUUCAAAGAAAAUGAAAUUAAUUUCUAUGAAAAUAAAAUCGAUUUGAAACAAGUGAUUGCCGGACAAAAUUUACAAUCCGCCGAUGAGGCUUUAUUUGUAUGUGAUUUGACCCGUUUAAAGGAGAAAUAUGACAUGUGGACGAAAUAUAUGCCAAGAGUGAAGCCCUAUUAUGCUGUAAAAUGCAAUGAUGAUGGUCAUAUUGUCAAAACCUUAGCUGAGCUGGGCACUAAUUUUGAUUGCGCUUCGAAGGGUGAAAUAAAACAAGUUCUGGAUUUGGGUGUCCAUCCGGAUCGUAUAAUUUUCGCCCAGCCCUGUAAACCAAUUUCACAUCUGGAAUAUGCCAAGGAAAUGGGUGUUAUGACCAGCACUGUGGAUACUGAAUUUGAAAUCCAUAAGCUGCAUAAACAUUUUCCAGAAUCAAACUUGGUCAUACGUUUCCGUUGUGAGGCCAAGGAGGCCCAAUGUCCCUUGGGAGAUAAAUUUGGAUGUGAUGCUGAAAAUGAGGCCACAUCUCUAAUGCUUUUGGCAAAGAGUCUGAACUUGAAGGUUAUUGGCACAAGUUUUCAUGUUGGUUCCGGUUGCAACGAUCUACCAGCCUAUGAUCGAGCCAUUACCAUAGCUAAAAAUCUCUUCAAAUUCGGUGCAUUACUUGGCUAUGAAAUGAAUUUGCUUGAUAUUGGUGGUGGUUUUCCGGGCAGCGAUAAUCAGAAAUUUGAAAAGAUUGCCGAGAUUGUUAACAAAUCUCUGAUGCGUCAUUUUCCCGAUGAUAAGGUUAAUAUUAUCGCUGAGCCGGGUAGAUUUUUUGUCGCCUCCGCUUAUACUUUGAUUUGUAAAAUUCAUGCUAAGCGUGAAGCCCGCUUGCCCAAUGGAAAGCUGCUGACUAAAAUGUAUUAUCUGAAUGAUGGCGUUUAUGGGUCAUUCAAUUGCAUUUUGUAUGAUCAUCAACAUGCUGAGGUGCAACAUUUUGUGGACGAAGAAAACGCCGAAGUACCGAAAUUUAAUUCCCUGAUAUGGGGUCCAACAUGCGAUGCCUUGGAUAAGAUCGCCGAAGAUUUACAAUUGCCCGAUUUGAAAUGCGGUGAUUUCUUGGCCUUUCCCAAUAUGGGUGCUUACACAAUACCCAUUGCCAGCCCGUUCAAUGGUUUUAUGCUACCCAAAAUCUUAUAUUUCCAUAAAGCAAAAAUCUGACUAAUAUUGGAAAUAAUAAUAAAUUAUGUACAGAAUUUGGAAGUUGAUAAAGAACAAAAGGUGUUAAAAUAUUUAUUUCAUGAUCAAUAAGGACAUUUAUGAAACAUUACAAAAAAUCUGACGUUUACAAAACUAAGUGAAUUUAGGCUGUCCGCUUUCAUCCAUCUGGGGUAAACUUAAGA